Messenger RNA from Lycium barbarum (goji berry), 1711 nucleotides. RefSeq names its product protein LIGHT-DEPENDENT SHORT HYPOCOTYLS 5-like. The record is from RefSeq and is a predicted model, not a curated record. The transcript is spliced from 2 exons. NCBI's taxonomy places the organism in Eukaryota, Viridiplantae, Streptophyta, Magnoliopsida, Solanales, Solanaceae. Gene Ontology annotation, cellular component: nucleus. Gene Ontology annotation, molecular function: magnesium ion binding. Gene Ontology annotation, biological process: response to light stimulus; mRNA transcription. The coding region runs from base 830 to 1540 and encodes 236 amino acids.
GAAAAAUGGUAGCCUUAGUCAAAGAGAGUGGGGACAGAUAGAAGGAGGGGGAAGAAUACGUUGGAUAAUACUAAUACAAGACAAGAUGAUGAAAGAGUAUAGAGAGUGGCGGGGCCGCCAGUGAUAUGAAUAGUAAACCCCUUUGUCCCCUCUCAAUUACUCCCUCCCUUCCCCUAUUUUCCAUUCACUACUAUUUCUCUCUCUCAAAAACAGUCUCAUCAACUUCAAAACUCUUCACACACUCAGUGAUUCACAUAUCAUAUACUCUUAUCUUUUCUUCCUUUAAAACGUCCCAUCAUCAUCUAUCCAACGUUGAAAACCUUCGACUUGUAUUUUUCUUGGAAAACCCAAAAUCUCAAAGAAAGCUACUCCAAUUAUAUCACUCUAUCUUUUUCUCCCAGAUAAAUAGACUUGAGAUCGCUUUUCACCUUGCUGCUCUUGCUUCUCUGGUUACUGCUUCAGCUAAGAAUUUCUUCUUGCUUUCACUUGUUUUAUUAUUUUUUAAUCUGGAUUGUCUUGCCCAUGACAUGUCACUAGACAUUAACUUCACAGUGGAUACCCAAAAUUGGAUGUGUUCUACAUAUAACAAUAUUGACUGAUUGCGGCUAUCUGGAUUUGAAUUAGACAAGCAAAGAAAAAUCUUAUGAUUUCAUCCAUGACUAGUCUGUCUAUCUAGUAUCCAGUACACUAGAACUAGUAAAAUAGAGGCACUAUCAUUGCAAGGCAAUCUUCAUCACAACUUCUCUCUUAGCUAACUGUCAGAUAAGUUGGAUGCAAGUCGAAGUCCUUCCUCACAUUAAAAUCAUAGUCAAAUAAUUUCUUGCAUUUUAUGGAUUCAACAUCUUUAGUCGGAGUAUCCGACCCAAACACUGGCGGCAGUGGAGGAGGAGGAGAAGGUCCAUCAAUAACAACCGCUCCCCCCGAGAGCGGAGGGUCAACAACAGUUUCUGCAGCACCACCGAGCCGAUACGAGUCACAAAAACGUCGAGAUUGGAACACUUUCUUACAGUACUUAAGGAACCACAAGCCACCGUUAACCCUAGCCCGAUGCAGCGGGGCCCACGUGAUCGAGUUCCUUAAGUACCUCGAUCAGUUCGGGAAAACUAAGGUGCACGUGACUGGGUGCCCUUAUUUCGGGCACCCAAAUCCACCUGCACCUUGUGCGUGUUCGUUAAAGCAAGCUUGGGGUAGCCUUGAUGCACUAAUUGGAAGGCUAAGAGCUGCUUAUGAAGAAAAUGGGGGUAAACCUGAAUCAAAUCCGUUUGGUGCCAAAGCUGUUAGAAUAUAUUUAAGGGAAGUUAGAGAAAGUCAAGCUAAAGCUAGAGGAAUUCCUUAUGAAAAGAAGAAACGCAAAAGACCGAGUAGUUCAAGCUCGGUCGUGAUGACAGCUGGCAGUGCUAGUGGCGGAGGUGUUGUUGCAGUAGAAGGUGGUGGUAGUGGUGGCGGAGAUGGUGGAGGUAAUGUCAAUGGUGGUGGUGGUGGUGGUGGCAGUGGCGCGACUAUUGGUCAGCCACCUACUACUACUAAUACAACAGUAUAAUACAGAUUAUUUUCCAUGAUUCAUUUUCGAUUUUAAUUUUAGCUAGCAACUUUUUUUUUUUUGGUCUUCUAGUUCAGUAUACACUAUUCCUAGUAAGUAAUUGUGAAUUACGUAUGAGAUUUAUUACAUCACUUCUGAUCACAUUUAUUUAAAUAUUUUUAGUUUUAUUCA